AUGGAUGAUCCGGCGGGACGGUCCAAAAUAUUACGGAAAACAACGAGCAGAGAAGGAAUGUUGACUUCAGAUGGCUUGGCCCAUAUUAUGAACGGGUCUUCCGAUGAAGAUGUUGACAGUGGAAGUGGUUGGAGCGGAGGUAAUGGAGAACAUGGUGAUAGCAGUGAAAACACACAAAACACCUGA
Molecule: messenger RNA, 186 nt
Organism: Cinara cedri
Lineage: Eukaryota; Metazoa; Arthropoda; Insecta; Hemiptera; Aphididae
Source: the annotation of a GenBank genome assembly